AUGCCUUACUCGGUACUACUUUUCCUCUUCGUGGGGAUAUGCUUCGGAUUCGAUGGACCUCAGGAACCGAUUCGGCCUACGUUAGGACACUUGUCCGAACGGGCGCGUGGAGGGGAUGAAAUCCCCCCACCCGCCUUCCACUCAAUCUCGGUGGAGCCGUUUUCAUCGACAGGGACGCCGCAUACGCUGUCGCACUCUGGAAAUUUUGAUCAUUCCCCGACAUGUGUCCAUGGAUCAAAUGGCUCAGACAGGGACAUCGAGCUACAGUCAAGAGCGAACAAGCUACCUGAAGUAACAGACCAGAGAGCACGAACGAGCUUAGGAAGUCCAAGCACUCAUGUUAUCGACGACGAAAGCCCUUCCAUGUGGGAAGCCUGUGGCAUUUGCUUCGAAGAUUUCGACGAGGCGGCCCUCAAUCAUUUAAAACAACAGAUUCCCGAUCAACCUCCAUUGGGAGUACAACAAUUUCCAGAUCAACCCGCAUUGGAAGAACGACAGUUCCCUGAUCAACCUAUAGUACAGGAAAAACAUAUUAGUGAUCAAAACACAUUAGAGAUACAGCAGCUAAAAUGUUCGCACAUUUUUCAUAAAGAAUGUAUCAACAAGUGGCUCUCACAACCAGGUCGCGCAUGCCCAUUUUGUCGGGAUGGCCUGAUCACAGCAAAUUCCAAUACCCACGAUACAGUCUUAUCGGUUGGAGCGGGAGUAACGGACCAUGUGAUGCUUCAUGACAUGGGUUUAUGCGGGACUAUAUUGAUUCGAGGCCUCUUUGUGUUUGUCGUUAUAAUGAUGAGCGUCCUUGCAAUCAUGAUGAUUCUGUCUAAACGCACAUUGUUAUUGUCCAACUAG
This is a messenger RNA of Puccinia graminis f. sp. tritici CRL 75-36-700-3, 849 nucleotides long. RefSeq lists its product as uncharacterized. The transcript is spliced from 3 exons. Lineage: Eukaryota; Fungi; Basidiomycota; Pucciniomycetes; Pucciniales; Pucciniaceae. The record is from RefSeq and is a predicted model, not a curated record. Bases 1 to 849 code for a protein of 282 amino acids.